Messenger RNA from Nematostella vectensis (starlet sea anemone), 1889 nucleotides. RefSeq names its product coiled-coil domain-containing protein 125. Gene Ontology annotation, biological process: negative regulation of cell motility; negative regulation of Rho protein signal transduction. The transcript is spliced from 8 exons. Gene Ontology annotation, cellular component: cytoplasm. NCBI's taxonomy places the organism in Eukaryota, Metazoa, Cnidaria, Anthozoa, Actiniaria, Edwardsiidae. The coding region runs from base 175 to 1671 and encodes 498 amino acids. The record is from RefSeq and is a predicted model, not a curated record.
CGAGUUAAAAAAGGCGCCAAAACAAUCGUCCCAGGGAAGCGCAUCGAUACCCCUGGCGAGGUUACGUAGUUUUUACAACAAACAAUAUGGCGGCUGUUCGCAGGUCGUUUCCCGUCUAUUUGCGUGGACAUAGCUGUAUAUCAUAGUGGGCUGGUGACUACAAGGGUUACUGUCAUGGAAGGGGAGGAUGUUGUCGUUUCCGACGAUUUAGAUUCAUGUGAUUUAGGCCUAGGACAAGGUCUAAAACCAGGUGGACUCCCGAAACUUUCACCCGUCUCCCCACGAAAAUCCUUGUCGUUGCCAUCUUCGCCUGGUAGUCCAGUAACAACUGUUCUUGAAGACUACUCCACCGGGAAGGAACAAAUAGAGCAGUUAUUCGAGGAUUCAGGACAUUGGAAUCUAGCAAAAUUAUUUCGUAAACUAGCGCCAAAUAUUUUGAGAGGUGAAUCAAAGGACAUAUUGUUUGGCUGCGCGACGACGGGUGACCAUUGUCAGGGUUCUUGCGGGAAAUGCCAGAAUUCCCUCCCAAGGACAAAACACAGGACAAGACGAAACAGCGAUACUAUACUGGACGAGAAGAAUGCCAAAAAUAAAGAGUCUUUACAGCGAUCUAAGUCGCUCAAAGCCAAACCAUGGAACUACUUUCAAGAUGAAGAUUAUAGAUCCCUUCAAAUGAAGCUACAGAAAGCAAAAGAGGAGAUUGAGACUCUGAAUUCUGAUCUGGAACACUGCCAGGAAGCGCUUCAGUACAAAUAUGGCACCAUUAAGAGCAUUCAUAUACAGUCCCGCCUGGAAAAGGCUUGUAGCAGAGAGAUGACACGGAAAGCACUUGAGGCAAGCAAGAAGCUGGAGCAGGAAGUGAACAUGCUCCAAUGGGAACUUGAAUUGAAGCAGAGCUACUUGCUAGACAGUGAGCAGACGUGGGCUGAGAGGUUUGACCGGGUGGCUACAGAGAAUGCUGCACUUCUGGUUGCUCUUCAUGCCCGCUCAGAUGAGCUACGCAAGCUAGCAAUUGAAAAAAUGGCCUUGAUACGGGAGCGUGAUGAGCUGGCUGCAGCCUUAGAAGUCAAAGACCGGAUUCAAGGCGAAGCUUGCACCCCUGAUGAUGACGGUCCAUGUUCCAGCGAAGAAAUGAUUGUAGAGCUUGCCACACUGGGAGCCUGUCAGUGCAGAGGGCACAAGCAAGAGCCAUGUGGGUGCGCAAGAGCGGCUGUGGACGCAAAAAGGGAGUUUGGCAGAAUCAAAAAACAGCUGGAAUCCGCGCGCCGAAACGAGGAAGACGCGCUCCUGUCAGCGGACGCUUAUCGCGUAGCCUUCGAGCAGCAGCUGACGCGGAAUUCUUCCCUGAUUCACGAACUCUUGCACAAGUCUGUUCACUUGCCCUGGAAGCGGAAACUGCAGUUGACGUCACAUCAGACCAGCGACACUGGUACGGAGGAGGACUUUCUACAGCGCAUGCGUGACAGAAAUGACGAGCUCGUACAGAAGCUUGUGGAUAUGCUGAGUGACAAAAGCGAGGCCUUGGCACAUCAAAAAGUAGCGACUAAAAUGUUAGCGUCGAAGAUCCGCGAGCAGGAGAAACAAUUAAAGAGAUUUCAGACUCAAGAGAUUGAAGACCUUACAACCACGUCCACACAACCGUACGGCACAGAGCCGGCCAUAAAUGUUUGAUAAUUGAAAUAAUUCAAUUUUGACAAUUUUGAAUAAUAUUGGAUAUUUUAAACAUAGAAUUUUAUAUUUAUAUUAUAUAAUGUAUAUGUACAUAUAAUACUUUUGUCAUUGAGUACAGAUAAAAUAUAGAUGAAAGUGUAUAUUAUAAAUGCUGGUUGCAUGCUGAAAACUUGAACCUCCAGCUAUUUCGAACCCGAAUAAAAUUGUCAUAAAAUUAA